GCGGCUGAGAGCUGAGCUGGGGCGUGACGGGAAAGGCAGGCAGGCCUACGGCUUGCUUCAGGCAGAGUCCCUGGGAGUUGGGGCUCUGCUGGGGGCAGAGAAGAUCCCUGAAUCCAGAGAAAGGAGGGGGGCUCUGAGGAAUCCACUCUCCGGGUCUGUGCAUCUCUCCAUAACGCAGGGCUCAGACAUUAUGGAGCCCAGACCCACUCAGAGCUCUGCAGCCGCGGGCGGGGCACACGGCACAAUCUUUAUUAAACAGUUAACUGGCACGACGAGUGCCCUGGAUGUGUGUUGGGAUGACACCGGGGCGGAUCUGAAGAGGAAGCUGAUUGAAACUGGUAUUUUCGAUGGCCCUGUUUACCAGAUUAGACUGAUAUUUGGAGGCAGACAGCUGGAAGAUGCCGGGAGUCUGCGGCACCACGGGGUGACCAAUCAUGGCACUAUCGAAUUGGUGCUGCGCUUGCGCGGUGGUGGUGAUCUUCCAGUCCGCAACUUUCCUGCUGGAACUGCACAAGGCAGAGAGGAAGCCCAGCCACAUUCGUCAUCUCCAGACAAAGCAGAACUUGAGGAACAAACACGACAAGCAAGAAGAGCAGUGGCUUCGUUUCGAUACUCUGUCGUGUUAAAGGGAAAAUGCAACAGGUGUUUCGGAGUGAUCCUUCCAGAGGUAACGCCAGAGAUUGUUCCAGGCACAGAGGAGAACAAGACUGUCUACAGAGCUCGCAUCCCCAGCGCUGGCUCCUUCCACUGCUCCGAAACGGGGCUUGGCUUUGAGGUGAGCACAGCAGUGACCGUCGAGUAUGAAUACGGCUCCUGGGCGGAGAGUCUGAGCCCAUCUGCCAGGCAGGAGUGGAUGGUCGCCGGCCCCCUGUUCCACAUCAGGGCCGAGCCCAACACGGUGCGAGCCGUGCACCUCCCCCACUUCCUGUGCCUUGCAGACAGAGGAGAUUUAAGUUCAUGCAAAAUCGCCCAUUUUGAAGCUGGCCACAUGACCCUGGAAACUCCAGCGAGAAUCCAUGUCUUCCGUGUUGUCCUGGAGAAUCCCAGCUUCUCCCAGCUCGGCGUGCUUUGGAGAAAGAUACGUUCGACCAUAACGUUUAUUCCCAUCCAUUCCCUUGUGCUGAUCUACCGGGCACUCAGGGCUGCAGACAUAACUCUCCACCUCUACCUGAUACCCAAUGACCACUCACUCAGGAAGGCCAUUGAAGAAGAAGAAACGAAGUGGGAGUCAAAGCACAUUCCCAAACCUCCUCAGACCAAUGCGCUGUACUUUGGAUCUCAGUAUGAGGUGUCUGGUACAUCAGAGCUAAAGAUAACACCUGACCAACUGGAGCUCUGCUAUAGAAGUCCUGCAGACCAGCAGUCAUAUAUUGAGCUCUACAUGACGGAUAUGGAGAAGGAAAUCAAGCUUCACAUGAAAGACAGAAAAGAUGGGAAAUUGGUUUGGAAGACGUUUGUGAGGCCAGGGGACGUUAAAAUUCCUGCAGCAUCCUCCCAAACACUCACAGCUCGAGGCGUGUCCUUUGUGAAGCAGCACCGGGAGGAGCUCCGUAAUCGAAUGGGAGCGAUCUAUCCCAUCCUGGCGCGCUUACGGGACAUAGAGGCAAUGAACAGUGAUGAAGAGGAGGAGGUGCUUAGUAUGCGGAACAGACGAAAGGUGAUGAACGAUGCCUUACUGCAGCUGGUUGAAAGGAAAGGAGCUCAGGCCCAAGAAGAACUCUACCAGAGUCUCAAAGACACUGACCCUUACCUUGUACAGGACUUGGAGCAAUCCAGCUAGGGCCUGGAGAUCCCGCUAACAGCUACCUGUGCUCCUGCCACUGCCAGUCUGGGGUGUGAACAUAGUCUUACCUUUGUUACUUACGCAGCAACAUAAAGCUGGUUUGAUACGAGGAGCUUUUCAUCACUGUGUUCUUUAGGCCACCUCUACCUCACUCUUCCUUGGUCUCUCAGCAUUUCUUCUUGGGAUCUACCUGCUCUCAUCUUGUCCUACUGACAGUCUGGGGGAGCAGAUCCUUCUGUCCUCUACCCUCUAGACAAAAUAGGGGUCUUAGGCUCCUGGCCAUCAGUACCUUGUAGACCCCUUUGUGCAAGGUUUCUGCACGUUUUCUCCUCAGAGACAGAAGAACGGGUUGAAUCUUUCCAAACAUACAGCAGAUCUCUCAGUUGAACAAGCUGUAUUUGGAAUGAAAGAGAGGAACAUUUCUAAAUAAACAUAAAUCAUUUUUUCUCAUA
Messenger RNA from Chelonia mydas (Green sea turtle), 2235 nucleotides. RefSeq names its product caspase recruitment domain-containing protein 8. Gene Ontology annotation, biological process: regulation of apoptotic process. Gene Ontology annotation, cellular component: canonical inflammasome complex. Gene Ontology annotation, molecular function: protein binding. The transcript is spliced from 11 exons. Lineage: Eukaryota; Metazoa; Chordata; Testudines; Cheloniidae. The record is from RefSeq and is a predicted model, not a curated record. Bases 191 to 1780 code for a protein of 529 amino acids.